AUGGGGACGGGGACGCGGCGGGAGGGGCGGGGCGGGGGGAGCGCAGAGCUUCAAAAAAUGAGUCAGGCUGGUGAAGAUUCCAGUUCUAGUGACACAGAAUUGGAAAUCAAGGAGGAGCAACCCAUCUGUGCACUAGCUCCAACUGUUUAUGCCCAAGAUGAGGGAUCAACUGAUGUAACAGCGAGUCCUGCAUUUCAGUGCUUAGAUGAGCUAUUUUCUGCUGGAAAACUCUCAGGCUCCAAAGUAGCUGAGCUGAAGGCAAAGUACACCCUGCUGCAUGAGACUGUGAUAAGCUUACAGAAAUCUGAGAUCCAGCUAUUGCAGGAAGCCAAACGUCUUAGUGAAAACCUGGAACAACAGCAACAUGAACUGGAAAAAGCAGAACAGUUCCCUGAAGAAUCUUCCAGUGAAGUUUGCCGAAUAAGACAACAACUUCUUAGUUGCCAAAAUGAAUACAAUGCUAUUAAAGAAAGAGAGUAUGAAAUUCAGUUUAGAGUGAAAUGUUUGCAAGAAGAGAAAACACUUCUGGAAAAAGAAUAUGAAAGAAUUCCAAAACAAAGUGAAGCAGAUAAGAGAAUUAAAAAGUUGAAAGAAAAUUGUGACGAGCUCAGCAAAGAAGUAAUUCAAAGAAAAGCAGAAGUUAAUGCAAUGAAGGAAGACAUUUUAUCCAAGCAAAACCUGAUGUUAAUAGACAAGAAAGAAGUGGAAAAGCUUCUAGAGAACCAGGAUAAUUUAAAAGAUGAGCUAGUUAAGAUCCUUGGUGUUCCAGCACAACUUGGAAAAGAAACUGAGAAGAUAAAAUGGAAAAAAAUUGAUGCAGAGAAGAAGAAAGAAACCCUUAAUAACCAAAUACAGGAGUUAAACAAUACUCUAAAAGCCACUGAAAAAAGGAUGGAAGAGAUUUUGCAAGAAAGAGAAGAUGUAAUGAAGGAAUUGGACGGAAAACAAGCUUUGCUAGAAAGCAAAAAACAAGAAUGUGUUGCUCUGACAAGAUUGUUAGAAAUUGGCAGAGAGAAGGAAUCAGCAAUCCUAGCAGACAGAGAACUUCUGGAAUAUAAUUUAAAAAAAUGUAUUUUGGAGAAAAAACAAAAACAUGAUACUCUCAUUCACAAGCAAACACUGAAAGAUAGAGAACUGAGAAAAUUAAAGAAGAUGGAGUUACAGCUGAAUGUGAUUAAUGAGUCUUUGGAACAAGAUAAAUCACAGCACAAGGAGACUCAAAACAGAGAAGCUAUCCCUAAAAGUAAUGAAGUACUAUUAGAAAGAAGACGAGAACUGCAGAAGGAGAUUGAAAUGAACAAGAGAAGUUUAGCUGAACAGGAAAUGAUAUCAGAUACGGAUGCCCGCACAUUAGACGAAUGUAUCACUGAAGAGAGACAGCUUUUCAAAGAGCAGGAAAAAUACAGGAAUGAGUUAUCCAGACUUGCACAUCUGACAUUGCUCAAAGUUGAAGAGAAGGAGCAAAAAUGUAGGGAAGUUCAGAAAGCCCAGAUACAACUCCAAAAUAGUCUUAAAGAAAUAAAAAGAAAGGAUCUUGAAAUAGAAGUGUAUAAAAAGACAAAAAGAAAAAUCCAAAAACAACUCAAAGGAUUUACUAAAAUAUGUGAUGUAAUCCAAAACGAAAGGAAUAAAUGUAUAAAUUUGGCACAUAUUGCUCAGCAGAAAGUAACUGAACUUAGAAACCGGGUAAAAUUGAUAGAAAAUAAAAUAGAAACUUUAAGGAAUACUGUGAUAACCAAAGAAAGAAUACUGCAGAGACAAUAUCUGAAGAAUACAAGUAAUGUAGCAAUUAAAGACAGUCUCAAAACUGAUUACUCCAAACUUGAACAAGUCAUGGAUGAGAUGAAAGAAAAGAAAAAGCAACAGCUUCUGGAUCUUGACAGACUUACCAAUAUUAUCUCCCGCAUUGAAGAGGAAAUUGUGCAGCUACGCAAAAAAUACGAAAGGGCUAUUCAGCAAAAAAAUGAGAGUGGUCUUCUGCUCAAAAGUCGAGAAGAAGAGGUAUGCAUUUUGUAUGAAAAAAUAAACAUGCAAGAGAUAUUGUGUAGAAAUGGAGAUAUUGAGAUGCAAGCUAUGGAUGAAAAGAUCAGUUUUCUGAAGAUGAAGGUAGCUGAGAAGAAGAGACAGAUUGAAUUUUUGUUUAAAGCACUACCAACGAAGAAAGCCCUGGAUGCAGAUUUGGUGGUACUUCAGAUACAGUAUUCCCAGUGCAAGGACAGGAUUAAACAGAUGGAGGCAAUCCUUGCUGACCCUACGAAUGAGAGCAGAAAGCGAGACUUGGGAGGGACGGACCCAUCGCCACCCGAACUGCGAAAGAAGAUUGAACAGAUAGAGGUAGAGCUGGUGCAGAAAGAGGAGAGGCUGCUGGAGAUGGAUUUCCUCUAUGACCACGUUUCCCGGCUAACAGCCAGGAUCCGCACCACAGCAGGGAGCAGGCAGCAGGACACGCUGCUCUUAGCCACAAGGAUAAGUGAAUUACAGAAGAAGAUUAAAGACAGAACCCAGAAGAUGAUGGCUCUUGUUGCAGAGUUAUCCAUGAAGCAAGCCCUUGCCAUUAAACUCCAGCAGGAAAUGAGAGACAAAGAACAAUUUUUGAUGACUGUUUCAGCAAGGAUAGACCAAGGCCUUCCUCCGCCCAAGGAGACAGAAAUUGAAUGGUUGAAGAUUUUACGCAAUGAGAAGGUGUAUAAAGAAGCAGCUGAAGCCAGAGCUAGACAGGCUGCAGAAGAGGAACAAGCUGCAGUGCCUGGCUGUGUCCACACAACAGCAGAACAGCGCCCAACUGCCUACAUCCCGAACGAUGAAUACAGCCUCCCAUUGCCACGGCCCUACGGUGCCCUGGCUCCUUUCAAGCCAAGUGAACCUGGUUCAAAUAUGAGACACUUCAGAAAACCAAUUGUAAAGCCAAUUGAAAUCUGAAAAGACAGCAUCCGGAGCAGGAGAGGCCAUUACCAAUGGUUGAAUCUCACAAAUCAACAGCAUUUACACUACAUUGAAGGAAUGUCCCUUAGUGUUUAGCCAAAUUCCAUACUACAAAGUAGUACUUAGUGCCAGAAGCAUGGCUAGACAGUCAGGGAUACAAGUUCCUUCCUUAUGGCUAGGAGGAGCCUGGUAUGCCAAAUGUAGUGCAGUAUUUUAAAAUGUUAAGAAAAAUAACCAAUUAUCACAAUACUUUAGUUUCCAGGUGAAAUUUUAUUGCAUCUGACUAUUUCUUAUAGUACAUUUCAUUAAAAAAGCCUAGAAAGUCUUCCCUGGUUAUUAAUAUCACAUGAACAAAGCUCCCACAUCUUAUACAAACACACUAUCAGAGCUUUCUGCAGUCUGGGAUUGACAGAAAAAAAUAAUUGUUUUGAUAAAAGUAUUCCUUCCCUCCAUGCAGUUACUGAGAAAGCUGUAACAUUUCUCCAGUAAUGGCAACAAGGGAAUGACCAUAAACUUGCUGAGACACAAGUGUGUACUGAACCCUUCUGAGAACUGGAUCUUUUCAUUCAACUGGUAAGGAAUAGUGAAGUGGAAACUGCCCAGAGUAUGUAUCAGAGGAUGUAGUGAAAACCUCCAAAAUCUAUUGAAUUGUCAAUGCAUUUCACUAGUUCAACAGUCUGAAACUGUGAUCCAGUUGUUUUUCAGUCCAAUGCAGACUGCAGAAAUCCCACAUGUGGGAAUUGAAGAUUUUCCCUGCAUACCAAACCACUAUUACUCCUUGAAAUUAAUGUCACAGUUCAAAACUAAAACAAAACAACAAAAAAAGACAACCCAAACCUGGGUCAGUUAUGUAUAAAAAAAUUUGAAGAAGAGGAGAAAACCUCCAUCAGUUCUUUUUGAAGCUGAGGUUUGAACUGUAACACCAAAAGUUAGAAGGAAAGAAUCACAUAGAAUUCUGUCCAAGCUGCUGUGAAGGAAAGUUUCCGACAAGUUUUUUUCUUGUCCUGUAUUACAUUUAAUAUAUUAUAUAUAUCUUAAAAAAAACAACAACAAAC
Messenger RNA from Anas platyrhynchos (mallard), 3977 nucleotides. NCBI's taxonomy places the organism in Eukaryota, Metazoa, Chordata, Aves, Anseriformes, Anatidae. The record is from RefSeq and is a predicted model, not a curated record.